GCAGGAACUGGCCUGCCAACCCGACAAGCAGAGCUCCCACCCUGACUUGCUGGAAACAUGGACCUUGAAGCAUAUUUUCAAAGAAUUGGUUAUAAGAACUCUAGGAGCAAAUUGGACUUGGAAACUUUAACUGAAAUUCUUCAGCGCCAGAUUCAAACCAUUCCCUUUGAGAACCUUAACAUCCAUUGUGGAGAAUCCAUGGAGUUGGGCUUGGAGGUCAUUUUUGAUCAAAUUGUGAGGAAGAACCGGGGUGGGUGGUGUCUCCAGGCUAAUUAUCUUUUCAACUGGGCUCUGACCACAAUGGGGUUUGAGACUACAAUGUUAGGAGGAUAUGUCUAUAACACUCCAGCCCAAAGAUACAGCACGGGCAUGAUUCACCUUCUAGUACAGGUGACCCUCAAUGCCAAGAACUACAUUGUGGAUGCUUCAUUUGGUCGCUCCCACCAGAUAUGGGAGCCUCUGGAAUUGAUUUCUGGAAAGGACCAGCCUCAAGUGCCUUCCAUUUUCCGGCUGACAGAAGAGAAUGGAAUCUGGUACCUGGACCAAAUCAGAAGAGAGCAGUACAUCCCCAAUGAAGAAUUUAUUAAUUCUGACCUCCUUGAAAAUAGUAAAUACCGAAAAAUCUACUCCUUUACCCUUGAGCCUCGAACAAUUGAAGACUUUGAAUCUGUAAACACAUUUCUUCAGACGUCUCCAGCAUCUGUAUUUACAAGCAAGUCAUUUUGUUCCUUGCAGACACUAGAAGGAGUGUACUGCUUAGUGGGCACCACCCUCACCUAUAGGAAAUUCAAUUAUAAGGACAAUAUAGAUCUGGUGGAGUUUAAGGCAUUAAAAGAGGAAGAAAUAGAAGAAGUCUUGAAAACGAUAUUUGGUAUUUCUUUAGAGAAAAAACUUGUGCCUAGACAUGGUGAUCGAUUUUUUACAAUUUAGAAUAUGCAGCAGCAAUAGUCUUCCAUGUACUAUGUAUACUGGAACUUUUCAUUAUAUGAGUUUCAAACAUGUGCAAUUUUAAGUAAUAGAAUAAGUCUUAUGUACUCAUCAUCAACUUCAUCAAUGAUCAACUGGAUAUUUGAUUGUAUCUUCUUUAUCUCGGUAGUCUACUAUUUACCUAUAAAAAUGUCAGAAUAUACAUAAAUGACUUCCUAAAGAUCCAUAACCACAAACCUUUUCAAAACUGAACAUGUGAAAGUAUUGUAAUGAUGAUG
This is a messenger RNA of Dipodomys ordii (Ord's kangaroo rat), 1205 nucleotides long. Its product is annotated as arylamine N-acetyltransferase 2. The record is from RefSeq and is a predicted model, not a curated record. NCBI's taxonomy places the organism in Eukaryota, Metazoa, Chordata, Mammalia, Rodentia, Heteromyidae. The transcript is spliced from 2 exons. The coding region runs from base 58 to 930 and encodes 290 amino acids. Gene Ontology annotation, molecular function: acetyltransferase activity.